Lynx canadensis (Canada lynx) is the source of this 3439-nucleotide messenger RNA. It is a transcript of the gene BBS2, whose product is annotated as Bardet-Biedl syndrome 2. Gene Ontology annotation, biological process: non-motile cilium assembly. The transcript has 18 exons. The record is from RefSeq and is a predicted model, not a curated record. Gene Ontology annotation, cellular component: neuron projection; motile cilium; BBSome. NCBI's taxonomy places the organism in Eukaryota, Metazoa, Chordata, Mammalia, Carnivora, Felidae. Gene Ontology annotation, molecular function: protein binding. Bases 215 to 2377 code for a protein of 720 amino acids.
GCCUGCGCAGCCGCAGAAGAGGCUCGGCGGGCCUGAGCAGCCACAGAAAAGAGCGGGCGGUUUGGGGGCUUCCUAGAUCCCGCACUGUUUCGCGCCAGGUUUGAAGCAGCUGAAGACGGGCUGCUCUGGUCCCUGAGCCCCGCACCGCGGCGGGUGAGGCCGGCUCCGCUACGCAUGCCUCGGGAGCCGAGCCCUCUUCUGAGCCGCCGCCAUCAUGCUGCUGCCUGUGUUCACCCUGAAACUGCGCCACAAAAUCAGCCCCCGCAUGGUGGCCAUAGGGCGCUACGACGGGAUUCACCCGUGCCUGGCAGCCGCCACCCAAGCGGGCAAGGUUUUUAUUCACAAUCCUCAUACCCGGAGUCAGCAUGUCAGUGCAUCCAGGGUCUUCCAGAGCCCCCUGGAGUCUGAUGUUUCACUUCUCAACAUCAACCAGGCAGUCAGCUGCCUGACUGCAGGAGUACUGAACCCAGAACUUGGCUAUGAUGCUCUUUUGGUGGGGACACAGACUAAUCUUCUGGCUUAUGAUGUCUACAAUAAUUCAGAUUUGUUCUACAGAGAGGUUGCAGAUGGGGCCAAUGCAAUUGUGCUGGGAACACUGGGGGACAUUUCCUCUCCUCUUGCGAUUAUUGGUGGAAAUUGUGCUCUGCAGGGUUUUGAUCACGAAGGAAAUGAUCUCUUUUGGACGGUUACUGGAGAUAACGUUCAUUCCUUGGCCUUAUGUGACUUUGACGGUGAUGGUAAGAAAGAGCUCCUUGUCGGAUCAGAGGAUUUUGAUAUCCGAGUUUUUAAAGAAGAUGAGAUUAUAGCAGAAAUGACAGAAACAGAGAUAAUCACCUCUCUUUGCUCCAUGUAUGGUAGUCGAUUUGGUUAUGCCCUUUCCAAUGGCACAGUUGGAGUUUACGACAAAACAGCCCGAUACUGGAGAAUUAAAUCCAAAAAUCAUGCCAUGAGCAUUCAUGCUUUCGACCUUAAUUCUGACGGAGUGUGUGAACUGAUAACUGGCUGGUCCAAUGGGAAGGUCGAUGCUAGAAGUGACCGAACUGGGGAGGUCAUCUUUAAAGACAACUUUUCUUCUGCAGUUGCUGGUGUGCUGGAGGGAGAUUACCGGAUGGACGGUCACACACAGCUAAUCUGCUGCUCCGUGGAUGGGGAAAUCCGGGGCUACCUGCCAGGCACAGCCGAGAUGAGAGGCAACCUCAUGGACACCAGCAUAGAGCAGGACCUGGUCCGAGAGCUGAGUCAGAAAAAACAGAAUCUGUUGCUGGAACUCCGUAACUAUGAGGAAAAUGCCAAGGCUGAAUUGAGUCCACUGAACGAGGCUGAUGGGCCUCGGGGCAUCAUCCCAGCCAACACCAAGCUGCACACCGCCCUCUCAGUCAGUCUGGGGCAUGAGACCCAGCCUGCUCACGUGGAACUGUGCAUUUCCACCUCUAACGACACCAUCAUCCGAGCAGUAUUGAUUUUUGCCGAGGGAAUCUUCCUGGGUGAAAGCCACGUGGUACACCCCAGCAUUCACAGCCUUUCCAGCUCCAUCCGCAUCCCAGUGACACCUCCCAAAGAUGUCCCUGUGGAUCUGCACUUGAAAACCUUCGUGGGUUACAGAAGCAGCACCCAGUUUCAUGUGUUUGAAUUGACAAGACAGCUCCCCCGCUUCUCCAUGUAUGCGCUGACUGCCCCCCACUCUGCCACCGAGCCACUCAGCUACGUCAACUUUAUCCUUGCGGAACGGGCACAGAGGGUUGUUAUAUGGCUCAACCAGAACUUUCUGUUACCAGAAGACACUAACAUUCAAAAUGCUCCAUUUCAAGUGUGUUUCACGUCCUUACGGAAUGGUGGCCAGCUGUAUAUAAAAAUCAAGCUUAGUGGAGAGAUCACCGUAAAUACUGAUGAUAUCGACUUGGCUGGUGACAUCAUCCAGUCGAUGGCAUCAUUUUUUGCUAUUGAAGACCUUCAGGUAGAAGCAGAUUUCCCGGUUUACUUUGAGGAGUUACGAAAGGUGCUAAUUAAGGUGGAUGAAUAUCAUUCAGUGCAUCAGAAGCUCAGUGCGGAGAUGGCCGAUAAUUCUAACCUGAUUCGAAGUUUGCUGGUCCGAGCUGAGGAUGCGCGUCUGAUGAGGGACAUGAAAACCAUGAAGAAUCGCUACAUGGAACUGUACGACCUUAAUAAAGACUUGCUAAAUGGAUACAAAAUUCGCUGUAACAAUCACACAGAGCUACUGGGGAACCUCAAAGCAGUAAAUCAGGCCAUUCAAAGAGCAGGUCGUUUGCGGGUCGGAAAACCAAAGAACCAGGUGAUCACUGCUUGUCGGGAUGCAAUUCGAAGCAACAACAUCAACAUGCUGUUCAGAAUCAUGCGCGUGGGGACAGCUUCUUCUUAGGAAAGGAAACAAUAGGAUUUCUCCAUAGUUACUCAGGCACCCAGCUUCCUGUGAUCAUUCAGCCCUGUCAUCCUCUAGAGCAGCCUUUCCCUGAGUUCUCUAGAGAAAGAAGUUUCAGGAAAUCAGUUCGGGUGACAAUUUUCACAUUCAUCGCAUACAAUGAAAACCUGAUGGCACAGGAACCCUGUUGGAGAAGGGCUGUCCUAAGGCCUUACAGGUAUUUAUAUCCCAGUCAGUAGAAAAGGGAAAGCUUUUAUCAAAGCUGUGAUCUGGAAAUAGCACAUUAUCAUUUCCACUCAUGCUCCCUUAGCUAACAUGGCCACACCUCACUGCAGAGAGGCAAGGAAGAGAAAGCUGGUGUUUGUGCCAACAGCUAGCAACUCCUUCCCUCAGAGUGAAACUUUUGCCUUAAGGUAGAUUCUGGGACUGGUUUAAUGUUUAAAACAUUUGUCAUAAUGUGGCUGUUGUUGAAAGCGCUGCUGUAAACAUUGGGGUACAAGUGCCCCUAUGAAUCAGCGCUCCUGUAUCCUUUGGAUAAAUUCCUGGUAGUGCUAUUACUGGGUUGUAAGGUAGUUCUGCUUUUAGUUUUUUGAGGAAUGGAAAGAGCCUGAAUGUCCAUCAACUGAUGAAUGGAUAAAGAAGACGUGGUUUAUAUAUACAAUGGAAUACUACUUGGCAAUGAGAAAGAAUGAAAUCUUGCCAUUUGCAACAAUGUGGAUGGAACUGGAGGAUAUUAUGCUGAGUGAAAUAAGUCAGAGAAAGACAGAUAUCAUGUUUUCACUCAUGUGAAAUUUGAGAAACUUAAGACCAUGGGGAAAGGGAAGGGGAAAAAUAGUUUAGAGAGGGAGGGAGACAAACCAUAAGAGACUCUUAAAUACAGAGAACAAACUGAGGGUUGAUGGGGGGUGUGUGGGGAGAGGGGAAAAUGGGUGAUGGGCAUUGAGGAGGGCACUUGUUGGGAUGAGCACUGAGUGUUGUAUGUAAGCGAUGAAUCAUGGGAAUCUACUCCCAAAGCCAAGAGCACACUGUAUACACUGUAUGUUAGCUAACCUGAUAAUAAAU